AUGCUGUAUGAGAUCUUCAACGCCGUUGGGCCAGUUGCGUCCAUACGUGUUUGCCGUGACGCGGUGACUCGCAAAUCAUUUCGGUACGGCUACGUCAACUUCCACAGUGUUGCUGAUGCUGAGCGCGCGCUCGACACGCUGAACUACAUGAGCAUACGCGGCCGAUCGUGCCGCAUCAUGUGGAGUCAGCGUGAUCCAACGCUGAGGAAGACAGGCGCUGGAAACAUCUACGUCAGCAAUCUUGACAAAAACAUUGACAACAAGGCUCUUUACGACACCUUCAGCCUGUUUGGCAAUAUCUUGUCAUGCAAGGUGGCAUCUGAUCCCACUGGCAAGUCUCACGGCUAUGGCUUCGUGCAUUACGAAUCAGCUGAUGCGGCGCAACAGGCCAUUGAGCGCGUCAAUGGCAUGAUGAUCGGCGAACAGCAAGUCAAGGUGUGCCUCUUCCAGAAGCGCGAUAGGGAAGCUGAGAAGGAGAACUACACGAAUCUGUACGUGAAGAGCUUUCCCUCUGAUUGGGACGAAGAGAAGAUCAAGGAGACACACCGGAAGACUACACUGCAGCAAGAUCAGCAAGCCUAA
This is a messenger RNA of Symbiodinium natans, 582 nucleotides long. The record is from the annotation of a GenBank genome assembly. NCBI's taxonomy places the organism in Eukaryota, Dinophyceae, Suessiales, Symbiodiniaceae.